Messenger RNA from Biomphalaria glabrata, 7094 nucleotides. Its product is annotated as IQ motif and SEC7 domain-containing protein 1-like. The record is from RefSeq and is a predicted model, not a curated record. The transcript is spliced from 13 exons. Gene Ontology annotation, biological process: regulation of ARF protein signal transduction; actin cytoskeleton organization. Lineage: Eukaryota; Metazoa; Mollusca; Gastropoda; Planorbidae. Gene Ontology annotation, molecular function: guanyl-nucleotide exchange factor activity; protein binding. Bases 733 to 4038 code for a protein of 1101 amino acids.
AGAUAUAUUCUACAUGUUAGAUCCAGACCAAAUCUAAUCCAAAGCAGUAUCUAGAGUCUAGAGACUCUAUAUGUAGGUCUACUAGAUUUAUAUAGAUCUAGGCCUAUCUUUUUAAAAAUCUCUAUUCUAUAUCUAGACGUCUAUAUCUAAUAUAAAACUACUAAACGUGUAUCAAGGUAGGGUUUUGAUUUUUUUUCCCAACACACUACAGUCUCGUAUUUGUAUUGUGACCUACAAACAUUGAUUCUAUCUAGAUCUAGAAUUAGAUCUAUACAAAUUUUCGAGAUCUAAAUGUUUUCGAGUGAAGUGAAAGAAACUAACUAAUCAGUUUUGUGUGUUGAUAGUGUAUCUAGAGUCUCAAUUAAAUUCGGGCAUGUUUUAGUUAAAAGUAUUUCUAGGUCUUUAAUGUGGCCUCGUUUUCUUCACAAUAAGGAAGUAGAUCUAAAUCUAGAGAUUAUCCUAGAUCUAAACAGUUGCUAAAUUUCAAGCAAAUUGUAAGGAGUUAGAUCUAGGCUACUCUUAAACUGUUUAAAACUGGUAGGGCUAUUGCAUUAGGCCUAGAUCUAUUUCUUUUCGACAAAUAAGCUCAUUUCAUCAAAUUUCAUUAGCAUGUUGAGCAGUAUGCAGAGGGGUUAUGAAUUACGAAAAUUGUAGAUCUCGAUAUUAGUGUGUGGUGUACAUGUGUAAGUCUAGAUCUAUGUGCUUCGCUUGGUGCCGGUGAUUUCCCCGAGGAUGGAUCUUAAGAAAAGACUUUCGGACUUGGACCCAGAGCUGGAUGGCCUGGGCAACGACAGUGAGAGAAGGGUGCUGUCCAUCCUGGAGGAUAGGGAUAAGGUCAUAAUGCUGCAGCAGCAGCAGAUCGAGAGGCUGAAGGCAGAGUUGAGGCGAGUUACGGAGGAGAAGGAUUUACUUCAAGCUCGCCUGGAUGCUGUGGAUGGCGAGAGAACACCUGUCAACUCUCUGGAGCGCCAGAGCAGUGUCACGGGCGUGAAAGGAUUCAGCGACGGCCAGGCUUGGAGUCAUGGGCAGAGAACGGGGACCCAGGGCGGCGUCGACAGUACAACACCCCCGAGGGGCGGCAAGCUGGUGAGCCAGAACAGCAUCCACAACCGCAUCCAGAGGCAGAGGUCUUUGAAGAACAGCAACGACGAUGUGAUCAAAAGGUCCAGACCUAACCAGAGCUCCUACCAGCUGUCACAGGACCUGCAUGACAAGCAGGUGGAGAUGCUGGAGAGGAAGUACGGAGGCUCCAUACGUUCCAGGCGAGCUGCUAGGACAAUACAGAGGGCGUUCCGUCAGUAUUGCAUGAACAAAAACUUCGAGAAGCUCCGACACUCGUACGGGGAGCGCAGGUUGUCCAAACGUUUGUCAGAGCUGGGCCGCAGUAACACGGUGUGGUCCGACAGGCUGUCCGGCGACCUCACCUCGGCCACAGAUGACAACGGCAACGUCAACAUCCCCCAGGAGGAAGGCGAGGCCUACGUGCGCAACAUUCGCAACAUGGUGGCGGAAUUUGAAAACUCGGGCAGGUCGCAGGAUCCUGUAAAGCUCGACGGAAGCCCUGACAGACAGAGGCGUGGAACUAGUGGGUCGAUUCAGAGAUUGGAUAGCAAGCGCAGGCAGGAGAGGCCUCCAGGAGUGGACAACUUGGAUUCUUACUCUCAUGGCAAGGAUAGCUAUCAUCACGGCCAUCUGGGGCGCCAUUCCUACAGUAGCCCGAGCUUUGCUGGGGAGAGGGGCACCAGAUCAAAGAGCUUGAGUAGCCAAGGGAGUGUGUAUGGCGGUAGUGAGGUCAGAGGACCAUACUCAGAAUUGACCUCCAACACAGGAGAGUUCAUUCGUUCCACUGUGCUGGAGAAUACAACAGCUGACCCACACAGCCUAGACUUUGAAAACCUUCUAGAAAGUAAGGAAACGGAUAUACUGACCGAUAGUUUUCAUAGUGAGGGUAGCAAUAAUCAGGAUAUUAUUGGCAGUGGUCAUCACAUGUUGACCCAUCGAUCAUCUGCUACCUCAAUUGGGAUUACUAACAUGGAUUACAAUUCUGACCUAGCAAGGGUCUCAUCUUCUCCAGUUGGAUCUUUUGAUAGCUUCAGGACCAUCUCAAUUGAUCCCAACGAUUACAUUACAAAUGCUGAUGAUGGGCCUGAGGUCAGAGUUGACCCAGGCUCCCCUGAACCGGACAGUCCCCUGUACAAGGAGCAAAUGACCGCUGCCCAGGUGAAGUACUAUAUGGCAAACUCUCAGGUCAAGUAUCGCAACAGGGAUCCCAACAUUAUGAGCGCUCCUAAUGUGGCAGUAGUGCCACCCACAAGGGCUUCGGAUACUUCCCCAAUCUGGAAGCGCAAAGGGGAUGCCCCACCCAAUGGUCAGCAGGUCAGCAACGGGACACUGACAGAGAAGAAAGGUGAAAUGAAAAGGAUGAGCAACAUCUCUGAGACCAGUGAGGCGGACAGCAUUGAAGGUGUGAACUCUAGCUCUCUCAGCUCUGAGAAUGUCAGCACUGAAAACAUCAGCAUGAACAGUGACACAUCCCUGAGUUACCAGAGGAAGCUGAGAAUGAGUAUAACCCCAGAGUCUCAGACUAUCCCUCGUGGGAAUGAUAAACAGAGGAAGAGGUUGUACAGAAUUGGACUUAAUUUGUUUAACAAGAAACCUGAGAAAGGUCUUGAGUUUUUACUGGAUAAUAAUUUUUUGGAUAGAUCUCCCAAAAGUGUGGCCAGAUUUUUUAUUUCCAGGAAAGGCUUAAGCAAACAAAUGAUUGGAGAUUUUUUGGGCAACUUACAGAAAACAUUCAACCAGGAAGUUUUAGAAUACUUCUGUGAAGAGAUUGACCUGUCUGGUUUACAGGUGGACGUAGCCCUCAGAAAAUUCCAGUGUCACUUUAGGAUGCCGGGAGAAGCCCAGAAAAUCGAACGCCUGAUGGAAGCCUUCGCUGAACGUUACUGCCAGUGUAACCCGGACCAGGUGAAGAACUUCAAGAAUCCAGACACUGUUUUCCUGCUUGCCUUUGCCAUCAUCAUGUUGAACACUGACCUACACAACCCAUCGGUCAAGGCCGAGAGGAAAAUGAAGUUGGAAGACUUCAUUAAGAACAUGAGAGGUAUUGAUGACGGGGAAGACAUAGAUCGCGACAUUUUGACGGGACUUUAUGAGAGGAUUAAAGCUCAGGAGUUCAAGGCUGGUGUCGACCAGGUGACACAAGUGAUGAAAGUGGAGCAGACGAUCAUUGGCAAAAAACCUAUUCUCAGUCUUCCACACAGACGUUUGGUGUGUUACUGUCGAUUGUAUGAGGUCCAUGAUCCCAACAAGAAAGAGAAAAUUGGUUUACACCAGAGAGAAGUCUUUUUGUUUAAUGAUUUAUUGUUGGUAACCAAAAUAUUCAGCAAGAAGAAGACAGGCAUCACAUAUUCAUUCCGUAACUCCCUCUCACUGUGUGGAAUGCAGGUCUAUCUGUUUGAGACUCCACAUUACCAGUUUGGCAUUCAACUGACCAACAAUAUUGAUGGGAAGCCAUUGAUAACAUUUAAUGCUAGAAAUGACCAUGAUAGGCAAAAGUUUGUUGAAGAUUUAAAAGAAUCAAUACUUGAGACCAAUGGAAUGGAGCAACUUAGGAUAGAGGAAGAAAUGGCCAGGCAUCGCACAACACAUAACACCAUGGACCACAAGCGUUACGCUUGCGAUGACUCCAGAGUCCUAGCGUAUGAUCUUGCUAAAGCAUCAGAAAAUCCUCAUAAUCGCCUGUCUGCACCGGAAUGUAGUCACUUAAAGAAAGUUCCUUACUCCAACUCUCUCACUGACCUGACGUCAGACCCCAUGAUGAAGAGGGGAAGCAGUGGAGCCUCGCUGGACAGUGGGAUUGCGUCAGGUAGUAUUGGCAGUGCAGGCAGCGACAGUCAUCCAGUGCUUUUCCCUGUCAGUCCAACAUCUGCGACAGGUAGCUUAACAAGCAUAGCAGGAGGAGGCAACAAGAGGAACCCUGCCCCUAGAGCCCCCAUUCUGUAUAUGCCAAAUUUACCAGACGGGACUCAGGUGUGAUGGAGAAACCAGUCACCAUUGCAGGACACAUGAAGUCACAUGACUUCUGGCGCAAUCUUUGUGUGACACUCUGACUGGCUGCUUUAUGUUUUGGUAGAGCAGACGGGAGGAAGGCAAAGGUCAAUCUUGCUGUGUGCAGGUCACAUUGACAUUUCUCACCUGAACUGGUAUAUAACCUUUGAACUCAAAAAGUUUAAGCACGGGAGUCAUGGAUGCACAAAGAAGACAUAAUGAACAGAGACAUCUAGUUCUCGUUGUUGUCAAUGACUAAAUAUUUUGAAUGUACUUCAUGUUUCCUGAUCUGAUCAACAAAUAGUUCAACCAAAUCAUUGUCAUCUUUCAAAUUCAAAACCCAAUUUAUUUUUUUUUAAACCCAAGCAAACUAAUAAUAGUGUUAUCUGGUUACUCACUUUUAGUGAGCACUUUUGUUUUCCAAGUGCAUAUUCAUAACUCUUUAUUUUAACAAAACUGGCAAAGGAGGUUUCAUGUAGUUUGAUAUAAGGAAGCUAGUCUGUAUAGGGACCAUUAUACCUAUCAUUUACUAACAGAGUUUGUCAAGUGUUAAGUAACUUAACUAACCAGUACCAAGAUUAUUCUGCAUUUUCCCUAAAUUUGGUUAAAAUGUAAUUGUCACUAUUAAAUUCUUUACUUCCAUUUUAUUUAUGAAAAGAAAAAGGAAGUUCUUAAAACCACAAUUUCUGUGUUACCUGCCCUUGAUGUACUGAUUUCUAAUUAAUUUAUUUCUUUGAUUGGUGGAAUGUGUGUUUGUGACCCAACGUCUUUCACAGUUUUAGUUUCACUCCCAAGUAAAGAAGAUUGUUCAGUUUCUUGUGUUUGAUGAACCAGUGUCUCAGAAUAGGUGCCCGACUUCAUUUCCUCUGCAUUAGGUAAAACAAUUAGAGCUUGCCCUUUAUUCUGAUUCACAACUUCACCAGGCCAGCAUUAAUUGUUUCAUUUAUCAUCCAAGACAUUUGUAUCAAUCAUAUCAUCUAUACUAAAGCUUGGCACUAAAUUAUGUUUCAUUCAUAAGUACGUAAACAAGAGUUUGAUCUUUUGUUUUCUAAAUAUUUUUGUUAACUAAGUUAAUAUUUUCAUUGGACCAAAGGUGCAACUGUUUAGUUGUUGUUUUGUUGGGCUCUUUAUUUAAUACCUUGAAAAAUGAGUUGAAGUUCUUAUGUUGUUGUUUCUUAUUGUUUGUUUAGAAAUGAAAUUAAAAUUUAUUUAUUUAAAAUUGUUAAGCAAGGGUGAACAGAUUGACUAGAAAUAAAUGUGUUAAUUUGUUAGUCUGGUAAUGUCUGCUGUAUAAAUGUGAGGAGGUAACUCUAGUUCCUACAGGAGUAGAAGUGAGCUAUUCAGGAGUGAACUGAUCCAAUACUUGUGUUAUGUAUCCACAUUGAUGUGUGUAUAGUCCCACGUUUGGUCAAGAUGUAAAUACAAAUGUUUAUUAAAAAAAACAACUUGUGUAUAAAAUAGUGUAAAUAUCUUGAUAUGCUCUACAUAAUGGGCCUAUUUAAACACUUUUUUUUGUUCAUUUGUCUAAGCUGCCAUUGAAUGUUAACUGAGAUGACUAUGUAUCAAAAAUGUCAACAAAAUUAACAUUUUUAAAGUUCAAAAUAGAUAUCAUUAUGUAGAUUAACUUACUGAAAUUUUGUAUCUAUUGAAAUGAAAAAUUGUUUUAUAAUUAAAAGCGUGUCCAUUAAGUCACAAGCAGGUCAUAUGAAACACUUGUUGACAGACUAGACAGACAACAAAUGUGUAUGUAUGGCUAUUCCAUGCAAAUGUUUUGUUGUUUUUGUUUUGUUUUUUGCUUUAAUAACUAACAGUUGAAAUUACAUUCUUGUAAUAAUUUGUAACUAUUACUGAUACAUGUGUUAAAUAGAACUAUUUGUGUAGUGUCAAGAGUGCAACUUGUAAUGUACAGGGUUUGAUUGAUGGCUAGAAAAAAAAACUCUGUAGUUGUAUGUAGAAUAUUCAAGUGUUGAAUAGGUUUUUAGUGCACUAGAAGGGGCAACAUGCCAAGUUUCACUUAAAAGCUUUGAAAAAUUCCUAUGUCAUUAGUCAAAGCCGCACAAAAAAGACUACUUUAAUGACAGGAUUCAUUAUAAGUCUGUAUUUGAUAGAAUAUAAGCAGUUCUUUAUAAUGGCUUUUUUUUUUUAAAGUACAAAAUGUUUUCCAAAACACAAUGUAGAACAAUAAGCAAUGAUGUUUGGUUUUGAUUGAAAAGAUUUUAGAUCUUUGAUGUAGUUUUUCAUGUCAAAGAUGUGAUGGCAGUUUCAACUUAAAUUUGAGUUGAGUAUUCACUAGAUUUGUAUAAAAUUGUAGCCAAUUAAGUGAAUUAUCAGCUUUAAUUUGUUGCAGCCUGUUGUGUGGAAUAGUUUUCUAGACACUUGUGUAUACAAGUUUGAGAUAGUGUAGCUAUAAGUGGAUUAGGUGACUGACACAUUUUAUGGGUAACACAAGUGUGAGUAUGUGGGGCAUUGUCCAUGAGAUAUUAAUAGUAUGUGUGGUAACUCAAGGAUACUUGUAUCCUCUGGAUCACUCUCACUAUGCAGACUACUAAAACACAGUCUAAACUUACUGGGUUCAUUACACUCAAGUCAUUGAAAAUCCUAAAGGGUUAACUAGUGUGAUUGUCAAUGAUGUCAGCUUAGCAAGUCUAGAUAACUUCAGUGGACACUGUUGUUUUUUUUCUCUGGACAUUUGACACUAUUUUCUUCUACCUUGUUGUCCUAGCCUAGAACUGUCCCAUUUAGUCCCAGCACUGUCUGUGUGUAUCUCACAGCCCAUCAGAAAAUAUCUCCAUAGAAUUUGCUCUUGUGCUUCUUUGUUUCAUUGAAUCCUAAUCAUAUUUUGUUUUGGGGCAUAAGGCCUAUUCAAGUAUAUUGAGCAGAUAGACUUUUAUCCCUGCAGCAUCAAGUGUGUUUACAGUAGUUCCAGUAUGGAUGAGUUCUGAAUGAAAGGCUGUUAUGAUGUAGAUCAUGGGAACUCAAAUGAUCAGGUAAACAUUAUUAGACUUUAGCAUUGUGUUCUACACAAAUAAAAUGGUUUCAACUUA